Cygnus atratus (black swan) is the source of this 5519-nucleotide messenger RNA. RefSeq names its product rho GTPase-activating protein 39-like. Gene Ontology annotation, biological process: signal transduction. Gene Ontology annotation, cellular component: cytoplasm; cytoskeleton. The record is from RefSeq and is a predicted model, not a curated record. Gene Ontology annotation, molecular function: GTPase activator activity; protein binding. Lineage: Eukaryota; Metazoa; Chordata; Aves; Anseriformes; Anatidae.
CGGGCGGGGCGGGGCGCGGCCUCGGGUUUCACGCCCUGCCCCGUGCGGGCAGAGGCGGGCGGUGGCGCGGCCGAGCGGGCCAUGGCGGAGAGCUCGGACUGGGUGGAGAUCAUCGAGCCCCGCUCCCAGGAGCGGAUGUAUGUCAACCUGGCCACCGGUGAAUGCGGCUGGGAGCCCCCCCCCAACCUGAAGGUGCGCCAGUCAGACCAGAAGCAGUGGUGGGAGCUCUUUGAUCACAACAACAACCGCUUCUACUACUACAAUGCCAUCACGCGGCAGACGGUGUGGCACCGGCCUCAGGGCUGCGACAUUGUGCCCCUGGCACAGCUCCAGGCUAUGAAGCGCUCUCAGCCUGACUGCCAGGGCCGGCAGCACCGGGGCAGCAGCGGCAGUGACAGCAGGAGCACCCCGGUCCCUGUAGCCCUGCUGCAGGAAAUGGAGAGGGCCAAAGGGGACUGCACCGCCGAGAAGAGGCUGGACACGGGCAGGGACUCUCCUACCCACUGGCAGCCUGUGCCAGGAACGAAAGCAGCCAUGUUGGUCAAAGUGAACAGUUUAAAGCAGGUACAAGGCUCUUCAAGCGCUUCCCUUCAGCUGCAGAGUGCUCCGGAGGCCAACAGCCAAAAAUCUCUUCCAAAACCAGCCAUAUAUGCUCAGCCUCAGUCUAUGUCCCAGAGCCCUGGAGCCGCAAAGCAAAUGCCUGCAGGAGAAGCAAAGCAGUCUAUGCAGAUCAAAAAGACGGAGAAUGGUGGGUUUUGCCUUGUGCUGAUGAAUGGUCCAACUUCUCCAACACCUCCAAGGAGCCAGACAGGAACUCCCCAGCCUGCAUCCCCCAAGUAUGCCUCCCCUGCACCUAUAUAUGAUGAGCCAUCUUUAGAGUCUCCAAUUUACGAUGAGCCACCAGUAGAUAUGGACACUGAAAGCAUGAGUAUGAGUGGGAUGUCACCACCAAGGUCACCGAGCAAUAGCUUAAAGAAGCAGCUGCAACCAACCAAACUAUUACAGCAUCCAAGUGUACAACAGCAGCAAGGUGCAAAGAAGCAUGCAAGAAAUCCUUCUUCCACUGAAUACAGCCCGGCUGGCAGAGAAUACAUAAAACACAUGGUCAACAUUGAUCAGUCUUCCAAACUCUCCCACUCUGCUGCUGCAACAGCUGAUGCUUCUACUAAACUGCCUGGUCAGCUUGCUUCAAAGGACAGCUUCAAGCAGUCUUGGAGGAUCUUGGAAGCCAAUGUCCUCAAGAGCAUAGAAGCCCACCACAGUCGACAGAGCAGCCUGCAAACUCAAGAGUACCAAACUGGUAUAAGCCAUCAGGACUCUGGUUACUCGACUGGCCCUUCUCCAAGUUUGAGAAAAAGGAAAGGAAGGAGGCAUGGGACAGGUCAGGGAAGACCUGGCUCUGUGGGCAGCAGCAGUGAGCUCACGGCUUUGAACGAUAAGCUGAUUGCUGAGAUGCGUGCUGUGGUGGGCAGGUCAGCAGCUUGCCGGGGAAGCAAAGCCAGCCUUGAUGCUGAAAGUCUGGAGGGUGGCAUCCCAGCAGAGAGCAGCAAAGUCAGAUUCCAUUCAGACCACUUGAAAAAAUGCAUCAACCGGAGCUCAAGGGAUGACGUCUCGGCUAGUAAUAGGUCUCUGUACAGACAGGGCAUGGAGAGCAGGGGCAGCUUUCCCAAUGAUGUGGCUGCUCCGCAGGACACAGUGAGGCAGAAGAGGACUUUUGAGAAAAUAGAUUCUUUAGAAAAGAACGUGACCAGCCAGACGAGUUUGUCUUCAUCAGGUGCUAUGCGUCGUUCUUCCCAGCCUGGGACAAUAGAGGUGGACCCCAAGCAGGAGAACAGCAGCCAGCCCGGUGGCUGCACAGGAUAUCAUUUCCCUUACAAUACUCUACGGAAGCCCAUCUCCCAGAGCAGCAUGGCAGACUGGGCUUCUAAAAACCUGAACAUGCACACUCAGGGCAUCUUCCGCCGAAGGAUCUCCAUCUCCAACAUGCUGUCAUGGAAUGGCAGCUCUAUCAAAAAACCGAUGCUCAUCACUAGCAACCGUGCCAAAAAAGAGGCGUGUGAGAUGUUCAAACUGGUGCAGAGCUACAUGGGAGAUCGCCAGACACGCAUGGACCGCAAUCACGUGGCAUUGGUCACGGUCACCAAGUGCUGGAGCAUGCAAGGUUUACGGGAUGAGCUCUACAUACAACUGAUCCGUCAGACAACAGAUAAUACAUGCUACCGAAGCCUGGCAUGGGGCUGGGAACUGAUGGCCAUCAGUCUGGCCUUUUUCUCCCCAUCACCCAAAUUCCAGUCUUACCUGGAAGGUUAUAUCUAUCGCCACCUUGACAGCGAUGAAAACAUUGCCCAGCGCAUCAAGGAGCUUGUGGAUCUGAAAAACAAGAAGAACUCAAAAUCCAGGAAAAAGAGGAAACAAAACAUGGAAGAGGAAGGUCUGCCCAUCAGCACGUAUGCCAAAUACUGCUACCGCAAACUCCAGAAAGUAGCCGUCACCGGAGGCAAAAAGGGCCUCCGUAAACCAACAGUAGAAGAGAUAACGCACGCCAGAAAUGCCAUCGUGACACCGUCACUCUUUGGCAGUUCUCUGGAGGAAAUUAUGCUGCGGCAGCAGGACAUGUAUCCGGGUCACAAGCUGCCGUGGGUGCAGACACAGCUGUCACAGCAGGUCCUGGCACUGGGAGGAGAACAGACAGAAGGGAUUUUCAGGAUACCUGGUGACAUAGACGAAGUCAACGCAUUGAAGUUGCAGGUGGAUCAGUGGAGAAUCCCAAGUGGCCUCAGUGACCCCAACAUCCCAGCCUCUCUCCUCAAGCUGUGGUAUCGGGAGCUGGAGGAGCCUGUGAUCCCCCAGCAGUUCUACAAAGAGUGUAUCAGUAACUACGAGAACCCUGACGCUGCCGUGGCUGUGGUGCAUCUUUUGCCGGAGCUCAACAGACUGGUGCUGUGUUACCUCAUACACUUUCUGCAGAUCUUUGCUCAGCCAUCAAAUGUGGGCAGAACGAAGAUGGACGUGAACAACCUGGCCAUGGUGAUGGCCCCUAACUGCCUGCGCUGUCAGUCUGACGACCCUCGCAUUAUCUUUGAGAACACACGCAAGGAAAUGUCCUUUCUUCGCAUGCUGAUAGUGCACUUGGACACCAGCUUCAUCAAAGGGCUGGUUUGAGGCACUGGCCCUGGGGUCCAGGACAUUGCCCUGGGGAGUCAUUGGGUGCCUGAAGUCUUCUCCUCUCUGCUUAGAUUUCUUCUGUUGUCCUUGCUGCUUUCACACCCCAGGUUAGCCCCUGAACGUCUCCCAACAUGUCCCUUCAAGGACAAGGACUAGACAUUCUUGAAAGGCUUGGGCAUUUCAGCAGCAGGACCUGGAAGUCCUUGGACAUGCCAGGCCAGUGUGUGUCAGAGGUGGGGAAGGCUUCCUCCUUGGAGCCACAGAACUGGCUGCAUUUUGAAAGGGCUGUGACAUCCAUGAGACAGCUGCCUGAGGCAGUGAGAUUCUCCAUCUCCCUUCCAGAGGAAGAGUUGGCUUCAGGUAGGAGGACAUCACUCCUAUAUUGUGGCACAAGCUGGUCCUGGGGGACAUAACUGCCUCACAGGGGAUAACUCCACUGCUAUGGAGCCAGCCUGGUUUACCUCUGCAGACUGUUGGUUUGAAGCGUGAGGGUGGUUCUGGCACCCCGUGGUGCUGUUGGUAGAUGGAUGUGAAGGUGCAGGGGGUUGGCUGAGUCAGAGGGAUUCCUGGGACUGCCCUGAUGAGUGGAAGCAUACUGCAGCCCAAGGAGAGACGUCUGAGCCUCUGCUGCUGGGUGGCCAGCCGGCCAGACAUCCUGUGCCUGGGAGCUCGGGCAGGCCAGCUCAGCACAGCAUCCACCUCGCCUUCUCCUUUAGGCAGUUUCAGAGCUGCACAGCAGUGUGGUCAGCCUGUGGGACCAGCCUUGCGUGGAGCUAAACCAGCACCACCCACACCAUGGGGCCUGGGGACAAGAGGAAGGCUGCAUACCUGGCCACCUACAGAUGCAACAGCCGUGUUGGCAUCCUCCUAAUGUGGGCCAUGUCCUCGAGGGGUAACCCCACCCAGCCUCGUAGCUCCUUUCUGCCAGGCCCUUGUUGCACGUGCCAUAUGAGCUGACACCAGUUUUCCUGAAGAACAGCUGAGAAUGUGCCAGUGGUGCUCAGAGCGGCCUCCGCGGCUCCAGCACCCCCUUUUCCUGGCACCAGGUCCUUCACAGACAGCUCUGCCCACCCUCUGGUUCAGCCCUGGUCCAAAGAAAACAGGGAAGACCACCAGUGGGAAGAAGUGCUCCUGUGCUGAGGUGUGCCCUUCCAGGCAGGGCAGCAGCAUUGCCUCUUGCCUGGAGUCAGCUGUGGCACCCGUGCUUUUCCCACCAUAUUCUCACUGGAUCUGCAGAGGGUAUAGGAAGGGAAGGGAAGAGGCAGGUCCAAACAGCUGAGGUGCAGUGGAGCCUGCCUAGGGUACUGUCAGGCUGGCAGCUCAGUGUCCUCUCUUUUGCUUUUAAACCCCCACAGCUCUCCAUGUGCCACCAAGAAGUGAGGCACAGCAAGGGGCAGCACAUAGAUUUCCCUGCAGCCUCCAGAUGCUGUUGCAUGUUCCUUAGCAAGCAGCAAUCUCUAAUUCUGUGGCAUCCUGGCAUUAUUCUUUUCAUUUGAAGUGUUUUCUGUGCUGGAGGCAGAUCUGCAGCAAAAAGCUGCAUGCUGGGAUCAUUCAUGCAAUGCUAAGUCUACUGGUAGCAUCCAAGGUUGCAUUUGCAUUUCUGCACCCCCUCCCUUUCAAGUGGGGACCUGGAAUCGCCCUCUUUGGAUUGCAGGAGCCAAGUGGGGAGCCAAGGAGCGAGGUUUCAAGCUGAUGUCUGAACCUGAACCAAAGGCAUGGACACAACGUGCCAUGUGCAGGGGGUGCCCUGAGUCUGUUUGGAUCUCUCUCUGUGAGUGGGGUUUCCAGGGCACAACUUUGCUCAGAGAGCUCCGCAGUGCAAAUCCAUUUAGUGCCCAAAUGAGCCGAGAGUCGUGGUCCCCCUUGUUAUACCAGAUGCUUCUGUGGUCCAGGAAACCUUGCUCCUUUGUCAGGAUUAGCUCUGUCAAACAUGCCAAAAAAUGUGCAAGGAUCUGCUUCACACACUCAUCCUGUCCGAGUGCUUCCAAGGAGUUCAGCUCUGUUUCGCCUUCCAAAGUGCUGAGCACCUUGUGCUUCAGAUUUGGGGCCACAUUCAGAGAAACACAGAGACAGGCAGGCAGUUACCAGCUUUGCCAUGUUUUGCCAAAAUUUGAACCGUUGAACAGGUUCAGGGUGCCACAUCCUGGCCCCAUGAGGGCUGGAGCAGCCAUGUGCUUGCCCCCUUCUUUGGGCUGCAGAUGCGUGUGUCUGCAGCCAGCCACCAGACUGGUGAUCCAUGUUAUUCCUUGCACUUAGCUGUAGCAGGCAAUCAAACCAUAGGCAUUUGCUGCUAUUACAAAUGAAUGCUUCUUGCCAGGGCUGUAAAAUAGGCUAAUAAAUUACACUGGAUAUUA